AUGGCUCGCAACCGGUCCGUUUCGUCUUCUGACGACCAGAAUGAGUCUGGCUAUGCCAGCGGUAGUUCCUCUUCGUCACUCUCCUCCGACGUUUACUUUUCCCGUGCCCAUCUGAAGUUCAUCAACGCUCAGCUGUCAAAACUUGAGCCUCAAGAUGUCCUCAGAUGGUGCAUCACAUCUCUUCCGGUCCUGUACCAGACUUCCGCUUUUGGUCUCACAGGCCUGGCAAUCAUGGACAUGAUCACCAAGCUCGACUAUGCCAUCAAGCCACCGAUUGACCUCAUCUUCCUCGACACGCUAUACCACUUCUCGCAGACUCUCGAUCUCGUCGAGCGUGUCAAGGCGAAAUAUCCUCAACUGGUCAUCCACACAUACAAGCCAGAAGGUUGCGAAACCACGGCCGACUUCGAGGCCAAGCACGGCGAGAAGCUGUGGGAAGUGAACGAGGAGCUGUACGACUAUGUCGCCAAGGUUGAGCCUGCACAGCGGGCAUACCGAGACCUUGGGGUACAAGCCGUGCUGACCGGCCGGAGACGGACGCAAGGCGGCAAGCGUGGUGAUCUCGACAUAGUCGAGAUUGACGAUGCGGGUCUUCUCAAAGUCAACCCUCUCGCCAACUGGUCCUUCAAAGACGUACAGCAGUACAUCAAAGACAAUGACGUGCCAACCAACGACCUGCUUGACCAAGGGUACCGUUCCGUAGGUGACUGGCAUUCCACUCAGCCCGUGACCKACAGCGAGGAUGAGCGUGCGGGACGCUGGAAGGGUCGCAACAAGACCGAGUGCGGUAUCCACAACAAGCGAAGUCGGUACGCCAUGUUCCUGCAGGAGCAAGAGCAAAAACGCCAGGAAGAAUUGAGUGAGGCCAUCAAUGCCGGCUUGAGUAUCGAGGCUCCGGCGUGA
Molecule: messenger RNA, 903 nt
Organism: Ramularia collo-cygni
Lineage: Eukaryota; Fungi; Ascomycota; Dothideomycetes; Mycosphaerellales; Mycosphaerellaceae
Product: probable 3'-phosphoadenosine-5'-phosphosulfate reductase Met16, putative
Exons: 1
Coding region: 1-903 (300 amino acids)
Cellular component (GO): cytoplasm
Molecular function (GO): phosphoadenylyl-sulfate reductase (thioredoxin) activity
Source: RefSeq, a predicted model, not a curated record